CAUCCAUUGUUGCCUUUCAUUGUUGUCGAUAACGAAUAAUUUUGCUGUUUUUAUUUGACUUGUAAUUGUAAUUGUUUUAUUAAAUUACAUACUAGCGCAUGUGUAUUUAUAGUCGUAUAUACGUGUUAUUAUAUAAAUCAUCAUUAGUUGCAACCCAAUUCUGUUGUUGUGUGGAUUGUAAAUGUUUUAAUGCGCAGCCCCAAGUAAAUAAAUAAAUAUAUGGAAAAUGAUUAAAAUGUGAUCCUGUGCUGGUGCUCUUCUUGAACGCAGCGGUAUCGCAAAUUACCCUGGUUACACGCUAGUGUCGUCUUCGAAAUGCAAUGAUCGCCUCUAAACAAUUCUCGCUACUGCUGCUGUUGCUUGCUCACGCAUGCGCACGACCCGAUGAAUUGCCUGCCAAGCUGCUGACGGAAAGAGUUUCAGAGGCAUCGACAUCUGCAGCUGCUUCACCAUCUCCUUCACCUCCCCCCACCAACAGUCACACAAUCAAUUGAGUCGCCUAUUGCUACAACGAUAGCAACGACGCCAGCAGAGAGGUCUGUGGAGUCGGAGAAACUAGAGACUCCAGCGGCGCCCACAACGACGGCUGCAUCACCAUUACCCGAAAGCUCCACAAGCACGGAAGUGCCCGAGUAUUUAAAGAACUGCUUCUAUGCGGAGGAGAAAUUGUGCCUUAAUUGGCUAGCCACUGGCAAUGAUCUAAAUGCAGCCGAACGUAACGAUGCGGGCAAUGCUGGUGGACAGCAGGAAUCUGGUGACAGUGUCGCCGCUCCCACUCCUACUGCAGGUUCCGCUGCCGGCGAUCCAUCGGAGAACCUAACCAUGAACAGUGGGCAGGUCGGCAGUCAUGAUCGCGACAUUAAUAGCUGCCAGUGUCGUGAGCAUCCGACGCGACCCGGCUCUUGGUAUUGCUGCAACCUCUCACACAUCAAUAUGAUCUCAAGUUGCGGCAACAUAUCGAAAUGGACGAAUCUACAUGUGCGAAACCUAACCGUGCCAGCCUUGGAUCUCUUGAACUCUAUGUUUCGAUCGCUGCAGUCGCUCGCCAUCACAGACGGCAACAUCACGCAGUUGACGAAUGCAUUCCCCAAGUUUUCGGCUCUGCGAUGCCUUGAUUUUUCCAACAACAAAAUUGUGGAGAUCGCGCCGCGCGCUGUUAAGGAUGUGCCCCAUCUGGAGUUUUUUGGCAUAGCGAACAACCUUUUAUCACGCGUACCGAAUCGUAAUCAGAACAAGAACAUGCCCCUAGAUAUUAGUGGCAAUAUGCGAAUGCUUUGCGAACCGCUCAACGAUCUCAUCUAUACGGACUCAUUCAUCUUUGUUAAUCCGGAUCGUUCAUUCUGUUUGUACAAUGCCACACACAAGUGGUUUAACUCGACGGAUUUGGUGUCCGUCAAGCAACUGGAGAGCAUCAAAAAGUGUGGCACUAAAUGCCCAACCAACUGUGUCUGCAAUAUAUACAACAUAAUGAUAAUACAGAACGAUCAGUCAAAGACCGUAUGCAAUGUGGAUUGUUCAAAUCUAGGCUUGGUUGAGCUGCCGCAACAGCUACCGGAUAACACAUUUACCCUGAACAUCAGCAAUAACAGGAUAAGCAGUCUGGGCGAUCACUUUCAUACGAAUCCCACAUACUAUAAUAUUGUGAAGCUAGUGGCCGAUAACAAUCAAAUAUCCUCAAUUUACGAAUUUGAAGGGACCAAGUUCAUUGAGCAUUUCCAACGCCUUUACAUGCGUAACAAUUCUCUGAGUAAGAUUCCCGAAUACUUUUUAAACAACGCUUUAAUGGAUACGGAUGGACGUCGCAUUUAUCUAGCGGAAAACCGAUUGCAGUGUGAUUGCAAUUCGGCAAAAACACUUCAAAACUGGCUGAAGGAACGCAGCACCGAUAUACCCGACUAUAUGGAUAUUAGAUGCCGCAAUUUACCUCAGAGCGUCAUCGAGCUGCAGGAGAGUAAACUGUGUCAAUCGCCACCCGACUGGACCGACUACAUAUACUACUUGAUAGCAGCUGAAGUAAUUCUACUACUCGCACUCAUCACCAAGGUUUCCUACGACUAUUGGGUAUUCAAAACAUCGGGUUACUUGCCAUGGCCAGCCAGCAAAAUGCCAAAGUUGCCCUGUGACUGGCUGUGUGAAUCGUAAUUCACACGACAGUGUUGUGUGCUGAAUUAUCAUAUUUAGAACAUAUCCAAUGUGUUUACAACAUGAACAUGACAAAGUACUUUGUUAUAUACCGAUUUCAAUCAAUGUGCCUUCUCUACACAUAUGUAAUUAUGAACUGUUUUAAAUGUUGAUAUAUCAAUAAAAAGAGUGAGUAGUAUAUUCUUA
Drosophila nasuta is the source of this 2328-nucleotide messenger RNA. RefSeq names its product leucine-rich repeat domain-containing protein hfw (gene hfw). NCBI's taxonomy places the organism in Eukaryota, Metazoa, Arthropoda, Insecta, Diptera, Drosophilidae. The record is from RefSeq and is a predicted model, not a curated record. Bases 823 to 2142 code for a protein of 439 amino acids. Gene Ontology annotation, molecular function: protein binding. The transcript has 4 exons.